UGUGUGUCGUUACCACAGCUACAAAGCAAAAAUUGGCUAUAUCUAAAAAAAAACUACAAAUAAUUUAAAUACGUUUUUUGGUCUUAACAUAAGGUUAGGUAUAAUGUUAGCAGUGUGGUUAAGGUUAGGUUUAAAAUCUGAUUUUAAGAAGAGAAAUUGUAGAAUUAGGCGAGGGUUUAGGACUUUGUGGCUGUGGUAACUAGGGACGACCGGGGUGUGUUCAAACUGAUCGUUUAAAAUCCUACAGACAUGCGCACGGCGCUUCGGUUGGAAGAGAAUACGCCAUAUUGAAUCACCGUAGACUUCUGCUAGCGAUUUUCAGCUAGCUGUUUGAAAAGGACCGGUCUUCUAAUGGACUUCAUUUGGCGUUACCUUUUAUCUCUGUCUUUGUAACACGGGUUAUUAUCACGUUUCUUUAGUCAGGGCAGUAGUGUAUUUUUAACGGGCACAUUGAUUUGCUUGAAGGGGGUUCCGAAAAAAAGUUGAAUGGAUCCGAGGGUGGCUUGGAAUCAGCCCGAGCAGAAAGGACCUGCGAACGCAUCAUGGAUGCGAAUCUGGGAGAUUUCUCAGGUACGAGCGACCUCCGGUCAACAUCAUAAUAAUCAGAACCACAACCUGUGUGUGAAUUAUCCAGCGUUGGACGUUUAUAAAAAUGUUGCGGCAUCGAGCAAUAGCAUUAACACCACUGCUAGUCUGAGCAGCAGCCAUCACUGUAUUUCAAACCGUACUACUAAUCACGGCACUUCAUUUUCCUCCUUCGGGUCAACGUUACCCAAAGGCAACGUACAGAACAUAUUGACUCCGUCCAAAGUGAACGGUAACAGUGUAACGACAGAUUUGUUGGGAGACAGUGGAAUGCCCCAAAAGACGGAAUCUGGAACGGACAGUCCAUCUUCGAACUGCUCGUUGGGAAGGACUUGCGGUGGCAAUGUAACGGGAAAUAGUAAUAAAAGCCCUGGAUGUGCCAAUCUGUUUUUUAGCUUCAGCGAAAGCAUGCAUAAUAAUGUCAACCAAUUCCACCACCAUCAAAGGCAUCAUCAGGAUCACCCCCAGUACAAUUUCCAACAUAAUUGUGUGAAGCGUCACCCACCAUCACCCUUAAAUAACCACACUCACCAUCCAGGCCGAAGGAAAAGUGACAACAAGGCGAGCACCUAUGGGAUUAAUUACUUGCUUUCUAACUGGACUAAUGACAACCAUGUUAGUUCGGGGACUGGAACUCCUUGGAAGACGAGGAAAUACAGCCCCGGUGUUGAUGGUCUCCAUGAGGAGGUGGUGGACUUCUACAACUUCAUGUCUCCCCAACCCGAGGAGGCUUCUAUGAGGAAGGAGGUGGUCAACAGAAUCGAGACGGUCAUCAAGGAGCUGUGGCCUACUGCUGACGUGCAGAUAUUUGGCAGCUUCAGCACUGGACUCUAUCUACCCACAAGUGACAUAGACCUGGUGGUGUUUGGGAAGUGGGAACGCCCCCCUCUGCAGCAAUUGGAACAGGCCCUCCGGAAACACAACGUGGCGGAACCUUUCUCCAUCAAAGUGCUGGACAAAGCUACAGUGCCAAUCAUCAAGCUGACUGACCAGGAGACAGACGUCAAAGUGGACAUCAGCUUCAAUGUGGAGACGGGAGUCAAAGCUGCUCUCUUCAUCAAGGACUACACAAAGAGGUAUCCCGUGCUGCCUUACCUGAUCUUUGUGCUGAAGCAAUUUCUGCUCCAGAGAGAUCUCAACGAGGUGUUCACUGGAGGAAUCAGCUCCUACAGCCUCAUCCUGAUGGUCAUUAGCUUCCUCCAGCUCCACCCAAGAAUUGACGCCAGUAGCCCCAACAUCAACCUUGGCAUCCUGCUGAUUGAGUUCUUUGAGCUGUACGGCCGCCAUUUUAAUUACCUGAAGACGGGCAUCCGUGUCAAGAACGGAGGGGCCUACAUGGCCAAGGAGGACAUGACGAAGGUUAUGACCAACGGCUACAGACCCUCCAUGCUCUGUAUAGAGGACCCACUGAUGCCAGGUAACGACGUUGGCAGGAGUUCGUACGGAGCCAUGCAAGUCAAGCAGGUGUUCGACUACGCUUACAUCGUCCUUGGUCACGCCGUGUCACCGCUAGCACGCUCCUACCCCAAUAAGGACAUCGACAGCACUUUGGGGAGGAUAAUCAAGGUGACCCAGGAAGUGAUUGACUACAGGGAGUGGAUCAUGACGAAGUGGGGAGGAAGGCACCUCGCCCGCAUGGAGAGCCGUGGUUCUGUCCUGGAGCAGGACCCAGCACGGUGUGUGUUGAGUGUAGGUGUGGAGGAACAGAGGGACUCAGUCUCCCCUCACAGUGCAGACUCCCCCAUGUCCCUGUCCAGUCCUCACCAACACUCCUCAGCCUCCUCGGUCUCCUCUCUGUCCGGGUCAGACAAUGACUCUGAUUCGACGCCAUGCCCUGGCCGCCCUCCGGCGCUGCCCCCCUACACCCUCCAGUCUCUGGGUAUGACUCUACCCCUGGGCCUGGCACUGGGCAAGACUGGCAUCAACCAGCAGCACCUCAUCAUGUCCCCUGGCUCACAGGCGUGUAUGUCUUUGCCCAGUGGCCUGACGAUGCACUCCUUACCUGUCAGACAGGUGGGUAUAGACAUGACCCCCCCUACCCACCACCCUGCCCACCAUAACCCUCAUGCCCCCUCCAACCCCCAGCCUCUGUCCAGCCCCCACCCCACCAGCCACACACACCAGAAUGGUCCUAAGUUUCACGUGAAAGGCUUCCACAAUCCAGCUGUGGUCCACAGUCCCGCCCUGGCCAACCGCGCCCACACGCACCCUCUCACACACGCCCACACACACUCACACACGCAGUACCGCAACACCUGGCGCCGUCGGAAGAGGGACAGCCUGCCAGUAAGCCUGAGCAGAUAAAGGAUAAAACAUCCCCCGUUUCCUCUCCUCCCUUCAUCCCUCUCUCAUUCUGACUGAUUGGGAAGACAACUUCAUGAGACAAUGCUCCCUGCUGUUCAACUUGGAGGACAGGCAGGCAGAGGCACCAGACCAGCAUUGGGAUUCAUUCAACACUUUGGGCUGCUGAACUUUGGCCCUGAGGAGGGAAAGAAGUGUAGCUCUGGGAAAACUCUUUCUCCAUCACUCACCCUCUCCCCAUUUGUGCAUGUUUUUUACUGCGCAAUGAACCAACGGCCAACGAUACGGGAACGAGCAGUGCGGCUAGCAAACAGAACGCAGCGCAACCCAACGUGCAUUCUGGCCCCAGAACUUUUCCGCAGCUCUCCAGUCUUUCACUUCCUGUUUGGGAUCCACCUUUUUGUUUUGUUUUCGUUAAUGUUUAUUGUUCACAUUAAUAUUUUUAAAAAUUGCGCUUUGCCCUUUUUCACAUACGUUCAAGGAGACUGAGGAUAGUGACAUCUUUGCCAGGUGGAAGUAGCGAAAGACCAGUGUCGUAUUGUAAAUUGAGUUUAUUUUAGUUUUUUUGACUGGAUUGCGUUGUGAAGGCCUUUGUCCUUGAACCCUGUAGCCAAGCUGUAUCUUAUUCAGUGUUCACACAAUGGACGGUUUCUAAUUUGUGCAAUAAUGUGUUCAAAUUUUUUUUUUUAUCUUAUCAAAUCUUUAUUUAAUUUUAUUAUUUGUGUAUGUAAAGGAAUUUUGGUGUUACGUUUUUAAGAUUGUAGUUUUUUUUUUUUUGCCAAGAGUUUACAGAACCUUUCCCCAGAUGGCCUCCGGUCUGGAGAGUGUGUAACGGAGUGUGUCUGUGUCAAGAGUGUGUGACGGAGUGUGUGUCUGUGUCAAGAGUGUGUGACGGAGUGUGUGUCUGUGUCAAGAGUGUGUGUCAAUUCUUGAGUUGUGUGUAUCUUGUUGGUGUCAAAGUAUAGUUGAAACCCCCCAUGGGUGUUUUAUAAUGUGUGAAAAGGAAGAAUCAGAAGGAGCUAAGUGGCUUCAGACUACUGCAGUGCAACCUCUUGUUGACAGGUUAAAUGUCUGUAAUCUCACAUUGUCUCACUAGAUGGAGCUCUUACUACAGCAGAGUCACAGUGGACUGACUGAGCUCUUACUAUAGCAGAGUCACAGUGGACUGACUGACUGAGCUCUUACUAUAGCGGAGUCACAGUGGACUGACUGACUGAGCUCUUACUAUAGCAGAGUCACAGUGGGCUGACUGACUGAGCUCUUACUAUAGCAGAGUCACAGUGGACUGACUGACUGAGCUCUUACUAUAGCAGAGUCACAGUGGACUGACAGCUCUUACUAUAGCAGAGUCACAGCGGACUGACUGAGCUCUUACUAUAGCAGAGUCACAGUGGACUGACUGACUGACUGAGCUCUUACUAUAGCAGAGUCACAGUGGACUGACUGACUGACUGAGCUCUUACUAUAGCAGAGUCACAGUGGACUGACUGAGCUCUUACUAUAGCAGAGUCACAGCGGACUGACUGAGCUCUUACUAUAGCAGAGUCACAGUGGACUGACUGACUGACUGAGCUCUUACUAUAGCAGAGUCACAGUGGACUGACUGACUGACUGAGCUCUUACUAUAGCAGAGUCACAGUGGACUGACUGACUGACUGAGCUCUUACUAUAGCAGAGU
Oncorhynchus tshawytscha (Chinook salmon) is the source of this 4564-nucleotide messenger RNA. RefSeq names its product terminal nucleotidyltransferase 4A. NCBI's taxonomy places the organism in Eukaryota, Metazoa, Chordata, Actinopteri, Salmoniformes, Salmonidae. The coding region runs from base 487 to 2889 and encodes 800 amino acids. Gene Ontology annotation, cellular component: TRAMP complex; nucleolus. Gene Ontology annotation, biological process: RNA 3'-end processing. Gene Ontology annotation, molecular function: poly(A) RNA polymerase activity; mRNA binding. The record is from RefSeq and is a predicted model, not a curated record. The transcript has 13 exons.